Aspergillus sclerotioniger CBS 115572 is the source of this 1464-nucleotide messenger RNA. RefSeq names its product SYLF and SH3 domain-containing protein. Lineage: Eukaryota; Fungi; Ascomycota; Eurotiomycetes; Eurotiales; Aspergillaceae. Gene Ontology annotation, cellular component: actin cortical patch. The coding region runs from base 1 to 1236 and encodes 411 amino acids. The transcript is spliced from 4 exons. The record is from RefSeq and is a predicted model, not a curated record. Gene Ontology annotation, molecular function: actin filament binding; phosphatidylinositol binding. Gene Ontology annotation, biological process: actin filament bundle assembly; actin cortical patch localization.
AUGCCUCUCGGAAUUCACAACCCGUUGCCUUCAUCUUUAGGGAGCGAGUGUAGAAAGGCAGGCAAAAUCCUCACCUCCUUUAUCGAUCCACGACAAGCGUUUGGGCCUGAUAAAGUCAUUCCUCCGGAAAUUCUGGCAGGUGCUAAGGGCCUUGCCAUCCUCACUGUCCUGAAAGCUGGAUUCUUAGGCUCAGCCCGAUUUGGUUCUGGUGUCGUUGUCGCUCGACUUGCUGACGGGACUUGGUCUGCUCCGUCAGCCAUUGCAACCGCUGGUGCUGGAUUUGGAGGCCAGAUUGGGUUUGAGUUAACAGAUUUCGUCUUCAUCCUAAAUGAUGCCGCCGCCGUUCGGACCUUUUCACAGGUCGGAACUCUGACGCUCGGUGGAAACGUUUCGAUUGCUGCUGGACCGGUUGGACGAAACGCAGAGGCUGCUGGUGCGGCGAGUACGAAGGGUGUGGCAGCGGUGUUUUCAUACUCGAAGACAAAGGGUCUCUUUGCUGGUGUCAGCUUGGAGGGAAGCAUGCUGGUGGAACGUAAAGACGCGAAUGAAAAGAUGUACAACAGUCGGGUGUCGGCACGUCAGCUCCUCAGCGGGACUAUUCGACCUCCGCCGGGCGCAGAACCUCUUCUGAGUGUGCUGAAUUCGCGUGCCUUCUAUGGCAAUUCUCGGUCGGGCGGAGCGAUGUAUAAUGACAUUCCUGUCUACGAUGAUAGUCAUGAUGAUGUGGUAUGGGAGGGCCGCCGGGGCGACGCGUACGGUGAAGGAGUAAGGCGCGAUCGCACUGGGGUCAGUGGCUCGGGCUCAGAUGAGUUCAGAGACCGACCACGCCGUGCAAACACAUGGGCGGACGAUAUCUACGACCGACCUGCUGGAGGGCUGAGUCGUUCCUCCACUACUCGGUACAGCGGUCGCACCGACACAUCAGACUCAUUCACCCGCAGCCGGAGCAAUACUGCCCCGAUAGAGGAAGACUACGUCUACUCAGACCGCAAGCCCAGCCGGCCCACGGCUCCUAAACCAGUCUUUGGCCAGCGGACGGGGGCGGCUCCUGCUUUACGCCAGGAUCAGGCCAUUGCGCUGUACGCGUUUGACGCGGACCAGGAAGGUGACUUGGGUUUCAAGAAAGGCGACAUCAUCACCAUUCUCAAAAGGACUGAGAAGAAGGAGGACUGGUGGACUGGACGGAUUGGAGACCGGGUCGGCAUUUUCCCAAGUAAUUAUGUCGACACUGCCUAGAAGUCUCCUCACCCUAGAUUGACUCACGCGGAAUGAUCUUUGACGACGCAAGUACCUUUUACGCUUUGUUCCUCUUACGGACGUUUCUCUGUUCUUCAUGUCUGAUUUUCAGCCCGCAAGCCAUCUUUCAGGACACACCCCUCCAGUUUUUGUUCCAGAGAUUCUUUUUCGGCUUUCCUGUGUAAGUGCCGGAGUUGCCAGUUGGAUUGACCAGCGGAUAAGUGACAA